ACGUAAACAGGUGACUCCAUACUGUCACGGUAUAAUCUAUCGCCGCUGCAGAAGACUUGCUCUUGCGAUCCCUUUAGACAAAUACCGAAAUCAUGUCAGAUAGGGAGUUCAGCUCAAAUGACGACUUGUCGCUUCCUAAAGCGACGGUCCAGAAAAUCAUCACCGAGAUCCUUCCCCCCUCGUCCGGACAAUCCUUCUCCAAAGACGCGCGCGACCUUCUCAUGGAAUGUUGCGUUGAAUUCAUCACCCUAAUCUCCUCCGAAGCGAACGACAUCAGCGAAAAAGAGGCCAAGAAGACCAUAGCGUGUGAGCAUGUGGAGCGGGCUCUACGUGACCUCGGGUUUGGCGAUUACGUCCCGGAUGUCCUUGCAGUUGCGGAGGAGCACAAGGAGCAGUUGAAGUCGCGGGAAAAGAAGCAGAGCAAGAUGGAGCAGAGCGGGUUGUCAGAGGAGGAGCUGCUUCGUCAGCAGCAGGAGCUGUUCCGCUCGGCGACGGAGAAGUAUCAUGCUGCGCCGGAGGGUACUGAGUGAAGGAAUAUGGUUUAUUCAUGCAGAUCGUAUACCUAAUGAGGGCUCGUGCUGGUCAUGACGGACGGAGUUUAUACUUAAAGGGUUAUGGAGUUAUAGGCUUCUAUCAUAGUACACUUGAGGGAAAUAUAUUUAUGUCGGUCUCAU
This is a messenger RNA of Aspergillus nidulans FGSC A4, 674 nucleotides long. RefSeq names its product negative cofactor 2 transcription regulator complex subunit NCB2 (gene nctB). The record is from RefSeq and is a predicted model, not a curated record. Gene Ontology annotation, biological process: RNA polymerase II preinitiation complex assembly; negative regulation of transcription by RNA polymerase III; regulation of RNA polymerase II transcription preinitiation complex assembly. Gene Ontology annotation, cellular component: negative cofactor 2 complex; nucleus. The transcript is spliced from 4 exons. Lineage: Eukaryota; Fungi; Ascomycota; Eurotiomycetes; Eurotiales; Aspergillaceae. Gene Ontology annotation, molecular function: transcription coactivator activity; protein heterodimerization activity; core promoter sequence-specific DNA binding. The coding region runs from base 93 to 530 and encodes 145 amino acids.